Andrographis paniculata is the source of this 2409-nucleotide messenger RNA. RefSeq lists its product as uncharacterized. The record is from RefSeq and is a predicted model, not a curated record. Bases 129 to 2120 code for a protein of 663 amino acids. The transcript has a single exon. NCBI's taxonomy places the organism in Eukaryota, Viridiplantae, Streptophyta, Magnoliopsida, Lamiales, Acanthaceae.
AGAGCGCUUAGAUCGAGAAAGUCAGGUCUCCAUGUCUGAAGAACGACUGACCGCAGGGCUUCCAUAGACGAAUUAGGAAUUCCAACUCCACCGUCGCUUCAGCUCGGAGAUUUCGCCGCCGGCUGUAAAUGAAUCCUAGCAAAAUCGAGGACGAUCUCUUCCACAAUCUCCGUCCUCCUCCUCCACCGCCGCCGCCGCCGCCUCACUUGGAGGACUUCAUCGACCCCCACCACUCUCAGUCCCAACCCUCGAUCGACGACGACGCGUUCUCGCUCGCAGAAAUCGACCUCUUCCGAGACGAUGAAGACGACGACGACGCAAGCCAUACCUCCUCCGAUGCUGAAAUCCACCUCGCCCCCGCAGACGACGUCGUUCCUUUCCCGAACCCUAAUUUACCGAAUCCAGCGGCGGUCAGCCACAGCAAGAGGCGAAUUCAUCACCCACCGUUCCGCAUUAGCCCCGAGCCGCAUAUUUCCUCCCAAUUCUACACCUUCAACAAGGAGACGCACGCGCUGAUGACUCAAUGCUUAAUCGAGGGCAGAUUAGCGACGCCGGACGAAAUUCGAACCGCCACGCCGGCGUCGGUGCUCUCCAGUUGGCGCUCGGUGUGGAAGGAUCGGAAUGAGGACACUGCCUACUUGACGGCGUGGAAACGCAUCCAGGACAAGCUCACCGUCCACUUAUCGGAGUCCACUGCCUGCGGCAUAAUUGGUAACAGUAACAGCAGCCAUUUCCUUUGUUUCAAGAACAAUACCAAUCAGUUCGUUUCGCAUGUUGAUCAGUGGCAAGAUAUAGUCAUGUCCUUCCAUGGAGAUGCUGAUUUUAAGCACCUAGGGUUGAAAGAAACCAUAGAAAGAAUUAAGCAGGUGUGGACUGUAGGAGCCAAGUUGUAUGGCAUACCUGAGAGCUAUAUCAGAACUUGUGUUUCGGCUUGCCCUGUUUGCUCCGACUCAUCGUCCGGGUGCGCUCCGAGGUCGAAGAGGCGUAGGUUUGAGUACACUGAGUCCUUAGACGUGCCGGCGAAGGAAGUUCCUGUAAGAUUGCAGCAAUUGGCUAUGAAACAUAAGGUCGUGUUGUGUAUUCGGCAGAAGUAUAUUAGGUACAAGCCGUUUAUGGCAGAGGUUAAGGAUUAUGCUUGUCAUAGGGCAGGAGAGCCGGCAUCCUCGAAGAAAUCAAGGAUACUUAAGAGGGAGCCGUAUACCUCGAAAAGGUGUGGAUGUGGGUUUCGUAUACGGGCGAUUGUUCCAAUAACGAAUUAUAAUGAGAAGGAUAAAACUUUUGUGUACGAGGAAGAAGGGACGGCUGUGUUUAAGCUUUAUGCUGUGCAUUCGGGACAUGAACCGGGGCCAUUGGAUGGCAAUGCAAGGAUUAUGCAUCGAAUGGUUGGGCAUAAGGGGGGUUUACUGAUGGAUCAAGAUAUUGUGUAUGGGAUGGCUGAGGAUGGGGAGAAUGAGGGUUUUGGGAUCUUGGUAAAGGAUUCGGGAGAUAUGCGGCAUUCGGUUUUGCAGCAAUUACAGGAGUUGAAAAAUGAGGUGGGGUUUCUUGAGGGUAGGAUUGGGAAAAUGCCACCCCAUCAUUUGGGUUCUGUGUCACGUGAGCUCUUUGAUAUGUUGAUUAAGCUUAGAAAUAUUCCAGAUUACGGACCAAGAUCAGUUGGGUUGGUAUCUGAAAAGCAGCGUCUGGAUGACAUGUUGGUGGUGGAACAUGAUUUGCCUGACUGGGGCGAUGAUCAUCACACGAGGAUCUAUGGGGAUGGUAAGGAUGCAGAUGUUAUUGAAGACGACGAGGACAGUUUUGGAAGAACUCUUGGGGAGGUUGCAUCUUGGGAUCAGUUGAGUUCAGGAUGCCGGACCGAGAAGAAUUUUCUUGGUGAAAGUUGUAAAGAAGUGAAAUGGUUGAAAUGUGGUGACUUUGAUCAGAAAGGGAUUUUUGACUGCAGUAACCCGAAGCUGACCAAACCUCUAAGGCCUGACGAUUCGAUAGAUCAGGAUGUAGGCCUUGCCGGAAUAAAUGUAGAUGGCUUUUAUCCGGAAAAUCCAAAAUGGUUUGAUUCUCCCUGUGGACUCGACCCUGGACCCGACUGUAGUGAUGGUGGAUUCCAACAUGGGGGGAUUGUGUAGAAAUCAUUCAUCCCGGUGAACCCACACUAACUUAAUUCUGAUUUUUUUCUUUUUUCCGAUGCCAUUCAUCUUGACUCACUGUUGGAAAUGUCUUGUACAUUUUUUGUACACUGCUUGAAGUCUCUCAUGAUCACAGUAGUUUCUGUAGUGGUUCUUUUAGGUGUCCUUAUUGUGUGAGAAAUUUGUAUAAUAUAAGCCAUUUGGCAUCUUUGCACAUACUUCAAAUGGACCGUGUGUUGACCUUGUUCCACUAUGAAUUUCAAUCUUGGAGUUACGGGGUUGUUUUGCA